AACCCAAAAAAGAAAAAAAAAUACACAAAGAAUAUUUUUGGUGUGUUGCAAAGACAUAUAUCCGCUCUUCACGUCUUCAAAAUCUUUUUGAUUGAUUACUCUCUUUUUUUUUUUGUUCUUCUUCUUUGCUUUUUUUUUUUUCAAUUUGGUUUCCGUUGUGAUAGAGAGAGAGGAAAAAGAUAAGAGAGGGACGACGAGUCUUGUUCAAUAGUGCUAUGGGAUUUUGCUUCUGACAGAGAGAUAGAGACAAAGAGACAGAGAGCGUUAAUAAAGAUACGGAAGAAGAAUAAUAAUGGGUGGAUCAGAUGAGAACGAGAUACACGGAGUUAUUGGACCGAUGAAUCAACAACAAGGGGGUUUACGUGGAGGAAAGGUGAUUACGGGGAAUGGGCAGACAAGAAGAGCAUUGAGUAAUAUAAACAAGAACAUCAUCGGUGCUCCUGUUUAUCCUUGUGCUGUCAACAAGAGACCCUUCACUGAGAAAAAUGUGAUAUGUAACAAGAAGAUUCCACCUGUUCCAGUGCAUCAUCGACCAGUUACUAGGAAGUUUGCUGCAGCUCAGUUAGCUGAGAACAAUUCCCAAAUCCACAAGGAGGAAACCAAGAAAUCAGACUUGAUAUCCAACGAAGCAUUAGAUAAAAUCAUAACAGAUGUGGAAGAAGGAGACUUUAAUGAGCCUAUGUUUGUUCAACACACUGAAGCCAUGCUUGAAGAGAUUGACAGAAUGGAAGGGAUUGAGAUGGAAGAUUCAAAUGAUAUUGAUAUUGAUGAAGAAGAGUCUGUGAUGGAUAUAGACAGCUGUGACAAGAACAAUCCUCUAGCUGUUGUCGAAUACAUCGAUGACAUAUAUUGUUUCUACAAGAAAAAUGAGUGUCGUAGCUGUGUCCCGCCUAAUUACAUGGAGAAUCAACAUGACCUUAACGAGAGGAUGAGAGGAAUCCUUAUUGAUUGGUUGAUUGAGGUACAUUACAAGUUUGAGCUGAUGGAGGAGACGCUUUACCUCACUAUCAAUCUCAUCGACAGAUUUCUUGCGGUUCAUCACAUCGCCAGGAAAAAGCUUCAGCUUGUGGGUGUUACAGCUAUGUUGCUUGCUUGCAAAUACGAAGAAGUGUCAGUUCCGGUUGUAGAUGAUCUUAUCCUCAUCUCUGACAAGGCUUACACUAGGACAGAGAUUCUUGAUAUGGAGAAGUUAAUGGCGAAUACCUUGCAAUUCAAUUUCUGUCUGCCAACUCCAUAUGUGUUCAUGAGGAGGUUUCUCAAAGCUGCUCAAUCUGACAAAAAGGUUGAGCUUUUAUCAUUCUUCAUCAUCGAGCUUUGCCUAGUGGAGUACGAGAUGCUUCAGUACACUCCCUCUCAGUUAGCAGCCUCGGCUAUCUACACAGCUCAGUCCACACUUAAAGGAUUCGAGGAUUGGAGCAAAACCUGUGAGUUCCACACUGGCUACACUGAAGAAACGCUUCUGGAAUGCUCGAGAAAGAUGGUUGGUUUUCAACACAAGGCAGGGACAGGGAAGUUAACAGGUGUUCAUAGGAAAUACAACACAUCCAAAUUCGGUUAUGCUGCAAGAACUGAACCAGCUGGCUUUCUGCUGCUCUAAACCAACGGUUUGGGGGAUCACACGGAAUCGAUAAUGGCUUGAAGAGAAGAGAGAGCAACAUAAGUUGCAUAAGUGGGAAAUUUCUUUGACUUGUUUGUUUCGAAGUUUCGUUUGUAGAUGGUUUAAUCUUUUCAACUCUCGUUGCUGAGAGAAUAAUAGGAAACCUUAGGGUUCUUGACUGCAACUCUUCUUUCCAAAUUCCAUGUCACCAAUUUGCUUUCUACUUUGUAUCAUAUAGUUGAUAUCCUCUACCGGCAUCGGUUUAGAGCAAUGGUUUUUUCUUGUGCAUGGAAAAAUCUGUUAGAAUGACGUUGACUUCUAUCACUAGUGUCCAUUGACUUUGACUUGGCAUAACGUAAUGUAUGUUUCCUU
Molecule: messenger RNA, 1969 nt
Organism: Camelina sativa (false flax)
Lineage: Eukaryota; Viridiplantae; Streptophyta; Magnoliopsida; Brassicales; Brassicaceae
Product: cyclin-B2-4
Biological process (GO): mitotic cell cycle phase transition
Molecular function (GO): cyclin-dependent protein serine/threonine kinase regulator activity
Source: RefSeq, a predicted model, not a curated record